Messenger RNA from Auanema sp. JU1783, 1299 nucleotides. The record is from the annotation of a GenBank genome assembly. Lineage: Eukaryota; Metazoa; Nematoda; Chromadorea; Rhabditida; Rhabditidae.
AUGAAGCUCAUUCUCGCUGCCCUCCUCAUUGUGGGAGCCUCAGCCCUCUUCUCUGGUAAAGAUGAUGUUGUUGAAUUGACCGAGCAAAACUUCAAGAACAAGGUAUUGAGCAGUGAUGAAAUUUGGAUUGUUGAAUUCUACGCUCCAUGGUGUGGUCAUUGCAAGAACCUGGUUCCUGAAUAUAAGAAGGCUGCUACAGCCCUUAAGGGUAUCGCAAAUGUCGGUGCUGUUGAUAUGACCCAACAUCAAAACGUUGGUUCUCCAUACAAUGUCCGUGGUUUCCCUACCUUAAAAAUUUUCGGAGCUGAUAAGACAAAACCCAUCGACUUCCAAGGAGCUCGUACGGCCCAAGCUAUCGCUGAUGCCGUCCUUGCUGAAGCCAAAAAAGCCGUAUCAGCCAGACUUGGAGGAAAGAGUUCUUCUGGAGGAUCAUCUGGAUCUGGGAAGAGAGGCGGAGGAUCAGGAAAUGAAGUUGUUGAACUUACCGACUCUAACUUCGAGGAGCUCGUCAUUAACAGCAAAGAUGUCUGGCUUAUUGAGUUCUUCGCUCCAUGGUGCGGACAUUGUAAAAAUCUUGAGCCUCACUGGAAAUCUGCUGCCGCCGAGUUGAAAGGAAAAGUUAAACUCGGAGCUCUUGAUGCUACCGUCCAUACUGUCGUCGCCAACAAAUUCGGAAUCCGCGGUUUCCCAACCAUCAAGUAUUUCGCUCCUGGAUCUGACUACAGUGACGCAACUGAAUAUGAUGGUGGACGUUCCACAUCUGAUAUUGUCAACUGGGCUAGUGCUAAGGCUGCUGAGAAUCUUCCUGCUCCUGAAGUUCUUGAAGGAACUAAUCAAGAAGUCGUUGAAGAAGCUUGUAAGGAUAAGCAACUUUGCGUUUUCUCUUUCCUUCCUCAUAUUCUUGAUUGUCAAGCUGAGUGCCGUAACAAAUAUAUUAGCACUCUUAAGGAAUUGUCUGAGAAGUUCAAGAAGAACGCUUGGGGAUGGAUCUGGGUUGAGGGAGGCUCUCAAACAGAACUUGAAGAUGCUUUCGGAGUUGGAGGUUUCGGAUAUCCAGCUAUGGCCGCUUUGAACUCAAGAAAGAUGAAAUUCGCUAUGCUCAAGGGAUCUUUCGGAAAAGACGGAAUCCAUGAGUUCCUUCGCGACUUAUCUUAUGGAAAAGGAUCUACCUCUUCCGUUAAAGGAGCUGCUUUCCCUAAGAUCUCCAAGACUCAACCUUGGGAUGGAAAAGAUGGACAACUUCCAGCUGAAGAGGAGAUUGAUCUCUCCGAUGUUGAUCUAGACCACACCGAAUUGUAA